Brassica napus (rape) is the source of this 576-nucleotide messenger RNA. RefSeq lists its product as uncharacterized. The transcript is spliced from 2 exons. The record is from RefSeq and is a predicted model, not a curated record. Bases 1 to 576 code for a protein of 191 amino acids. NCBI's taxonomy places the organism in Eukaryota, Viridiplantae, Streptophyta, Magnoliopsida, Brassicales, Brassicaceae.
AUGUCGAGUUUCAUACCCUCAGAUUACAAAGCCCUUGAUCUCUCUGGAGAUAAUUAUCUUGAUUGGGGUAUAAACACUUCAGCCGUCUUGAAGUCUAGAGGACUUGGGAAGUGCAUCAAGUAUGGCAAUGACACCCUUGCGUGUGAAAGACACAGAGCCAUAAUGAUUAUGCGACACCAUCUCUGUGAGGACCUAAGAGACGAGUUUGGAUAUGUUAAUGAUCCUCAUAAUCUCUGGUCAUUUUUGAAUUCUAGAUUCUGUGAGCCAUUGUUGCACGAAUCCAAGAAAAAAUGGGAAGCUCUAAAGUUCCAGGAUUAUGAAUCCGUAGACAAUUAUCACUCUGAUCUUAUGAGAAUCACCUAUAGUCUUAGACUAUGUGGUGAAUUGACAUUGAGCAAAAGAAGCAGAAAAGGAUGGAUAACAUCAGACGGUUUAAUGACAUCAUGGAGAUAUAUUAUGCUAGACAGUGAGAUGAAAAUCCCUGAAGCUAAUAAAGCCACAUUUGAUAAGAAGAGAUCUGAGGAGGAUUCCGAGUGGACACUCAUGGACCAUGAGGUCGGAUUAUACAUUGAAUAA